AUGCGUUUCGACGCCGCUUUCACGGCUCUGGUCUCCUCGGCUUCCCUCAUGGGCUAUGCCCAUGCCGAGGAGGCGGAAGCUGCUGCUGAUGCUUCCUCCGCCAUUGAGCGGCCCACCUUCACUCCUACUGCUCUGAAGGCUCCAUUCCUGGAGCAGUUCACCGACGACUGGCAAUCACGUUGGCAACCAUCCCACGCCAAGAAGGAUGACCCCAAGUCGGAGGAGGACUGGGCUUACGUCGGCGAGUGGUCUGUCGAGGAGCCCACCGUCUUCAAGGGUAUCGAUGGCGACAAGGGUCUGGUUGUGAAGAACGCUGCUGCCCACCACGCCAUCUCCGCCAAGUUCCCCAAGAAGAUUGACAACAAGGGCAAGACCCUGGUGGUCCAAUAUGAGGUGAAGCCCCAGAACUCUCUGGUCUGCGGCGGUGCCUACCUGAAGCUUCUCCAAGAGAACAAGAAGCUGCACCAGGAGGAGUUCUCCAACGCUACUCCCUAUGUGAUCAUGUUCGGUCCCGACAAGUGCGGUGCUACCAACAAGGUCCACUUCAUCUUCCGCCACAAGAACCCCAAGACCGGCGAACUCUCCCCCGUGGCCCGCACCAACAAGGUCACCUCCCUCUAUACCUUGAUCGUCAAGCCCGAUCAGACCUUCGAGAUCCUGGUCAACGGCGAGUCCGUUAAGGAGGGCAGCCUUCUGGAGGACUUCAGCCCUUCCGUCAACCCUGAGAAGGAGAUUGAUGACCCCAAAGACAAGAAGCCCGCCGACUGGGUCGACGAGGUUCAGAUUGCCGACCCCGAGGCCACCAAGCCCGAGGACUGGAACGAGGAGGCUCCCUUCGAGAUUGUCGAUGAGGAGGCCGAGAAGCCCGCGGAUUGGCUUGAGGAUGAGGCCACUAGCAUCCCCGACCCCGAGGCCGAGAAGCCCGAGGACUGGGAUGAUGAGGAAGAUGGAGACUGGGUCGCCCCCACUGUUCCUAACCCCAAGUGCGCUGAUGUCUCUGGCUGCGGCGAGUGGACCCAACCUUUGAAGAAGAACCCCGAGUACAAGGGCAAGUGGUCUGCUCCUCUCAUUGAGAACCCUGCCUACAAGGGUGUCUGGGCCCCGCGCAAGAUUGCCAACCCUGCCUAUUUCGAGGACAAGACCCCCUCCAACCUGGAGCCUAUGGGUGCCAUUGGUUUCGAGAUCUGGACCAUGCAGAACGACAUUCUGUUUGACAACGUCUACAUUGGCCACUCCGUCGAGGAUGCCGAGGCUCUUCGCAAGGAGACUUUCGACGUCAAGUUUGCCGUCGAGGAGGCUGAGGAGGAGGCUUCCAAGCCCAAGACCGAGCCCGCCACUGAGGCUGGCACCACUGUCACCUUCCAGGAGGACCCCGUUACCUUCAUCCGCCAGAAGAUUGACUUCUUCGUGAACCUGGCCAAGGAGGACCCUGUCAACGCCGUCAAGACCGUUCCUGAGGUUGCCGGUGGUCUGAUUGCUCUGCUUCUGACCUCCAUCCUGAUUAUCGUGGGUGCCAUUGGCUCCAGCAGCCCGGCUCCCGCUGACAAGGGUAAGAAGCCCGCCAGCACUGGCAAGGAGAAGGCCAGCGAGGCUAGCAGCUCUUCUGCCGACACCGGCAAGAGCGGUGCUACCAAGCGCAACACCCGCUCGUCGGCGGAGUAA
Messenger RNA from Penicillium waksmanii, 1662 nucleotides. RefSeq names its product calnexin (gene clxA). NCBI's taxonomy places the organism in Eukaryota, Fungi, Ascomycota, Eurotiomycetes, Eurotiales, Aspergillaceae. Gene Ontology annotation, cellular component: endoplasmic reticulum membrane; endoplasmic reticulum. The transcript has 4 exons. Gene Ontology annotation, biological process: protein folding. The coding region runs from base 1 to 1662 and encodes 553 amino acids. The record is from RefSeq and is a predicted model, not a curated record. Gene Ontology annotation, molecular function: calcium ion binding.